Molecule: messenger RNA, 492 nt
Organism: Phycomyces blakesleeanus NRRL 1555(-)
Lineage: Eukaryota; Fungi; Mucoromycota; Mucoromycetes; Mucorales; Phycomycetaceae
Exons: 6
Coding region: 1-492 (163 amino acids)
Source: RefSeq, a predicted model, not a curated record
AUGAGAAAACCUGAGGAAACAAAUAUAAGCCAUAUCAUGACUUUUGGCUACUCGUUGGAUCUUACAACUUAUAAAAAUUGGAUUGCUGUAAUCAGUUUCAAUUUGAUUAUUUUCUUCUGCUCUAAAUAUUAUAAAAAUAAGGCAGUGAGACGUGAUGUGUUUGUUUAUAUAUUGCUACGCACUGGUCAUAAUAUUGUUUAUGAGUCUUUACUUUAUCCCCAAGUAUUUGUAAGAUAUAUUACUGGCAUUGACACGUUGCGCGUGUCUAUAAGAUUCAGUUGGCACAAGAAUAUAGUAUCUUCUCAAAUUAGUGAAGUCAUGGCCUUCGGAAAAGCAUGCCUGUUACAGCUGGCGCGGCAAUCAAUUGAAGAUCAUAAAUCUUGUAACAAAGAACUCCAAUAUCGCUUAUCUAUUUCUAUUUCUCUCUAUUAUUAUUUACUAUUAUCUAUUCAAAGGACCAUAUUUUAUCUCAAAAUCUUUGGAAUAGCUUAG